This is a messenger RNA of Symbiodinium sp. CCMP2592, 918 nucleotides long. The record is from the annotation of a GenBank genome assembly. NCBI's taxonomy places the organism in Eukaryota, Dinophyceae, Suessiales, Symbiodiniaceae.
AUGUCAGACGCUGUCAAAUCAGCGGCAUCAGAUGCAAGAGAUAUCUGGGAGGUUGUUGGUGGUGCAGUUCACGGAGGCCUUGUUGUUCGACGAGGUCAUGACUUCGGGAGCACGCUGCUCAACUCCAGACUGGGCCAAGGUUCACUAGUGCAACAGGUUUCGCUCAUCCACGGGCGCUUGCGCUACGUCAAAAUUUCUGGCGAGGGUCCUGAUCAUGGUUGGGUGAGCCUUCGAGUCGGCAGCAAGCAGCUUUUGCGGCAUGUCGAUGUAGUAUCAUCGACUAAGCUGCGCACUCGGUCAUUUGGAAGCCCAGGCUUCAUCCUUUGCAUCGGCGACUCCCUGACUGCCGGUGGAUAUCCUGCGCUGCUCCAGGGCUUGUUUUCCGUGGAUUCUAGCCUGCCAGUCGUUGUGAAAGACUUUGGGGUCCGUGGCGCAUCGGUCUUGCCUAUGGCUGGAGGACCAUGUGUCGCAUAUUCCAGCUUAGCUCGGCUGGAUGCAGAAUUGCGGUGCAAUCCUCCCGAUGCGAUUAUUGUCAUGCUCGGCACGAACGAUGCUCGGUCGGCUCAUUGGAAUGCAGAGAUGCUAUGGGCAGCCGACGGUUGGUGCUCAUCGCGGUGCCUCCGAGAGUCACAUCGAACGCUUGGGGCAUUGAUGUGGACAUCGCGGACAACGACCUUGCAAACGCUGUGGAAGUGGUUGCGCAAAAGAUGGGGAUGCCCUUGGUCAAUCUGCGGGAUGUUCUCGAUCCGAUUGCAGCAUUCGUCUCGGAUGGUGUUCACCUCACACAGGCUGCUUCGGCUUUGGUCGCAGAGAAUGCCAAGCGAGCCCUUCUUGCUGCCAGCGGGGCGGAAGCCGUGUUGGCAAAAAACCGCAGGAUGCAAAGACCCGAUGCUCCACCGGAACUUGAUGGGCGAUUAG